GCGGGAAAGGCGCUAGCAGCGGCUGGCCUGACAGCAUCUUGGCAAGACGAGUAUACGUGCCGUCGGCGACCGGAAGACUUCGGCUUUUUGCUUCCAGGCAGUGCAGGUGCAGGCUGGCCAGGCGCGAGUCUUUGUGUAAAAAGCACCGAGGCCGUGCUUCAAGUUUCACAGUCACUUCAACCUCCUUCAUGUCAUACCUCUUUAUCUUCACACGCCUGAUCAUUCGUUUCCUGCGCCGCGGAUUUGAUUUUUACUACGGCGCCAGGUAGUGGUGCCUCUCAAAGCGCUGGUGCCUCAGUGGUUUGCAGGUUGACCUGGAGGCAGAAUUUCACUUUGGUGUCACGGCCAUACGGGCCCCUGGGAGCCGUUUUGAGUUUUGUGUUUAAUAUUGACUGUGCUUUCAUGGUUGUUCACCAACAUGUUUAUGUUCACUCACAUGAGGGGGGUGGGAGGGGGGCAGUGACGUUCGUUCGUUCGUUCAUUUGUUUGUUUGUUGGUUUGUUGUUGAAGAAGAAGAAGAAGAAGAAGAAGAUGGAUCGGCUGUUCUCGUGAAUGAAGAAGUUCAUCCCGCCCGCAAAGCAAAAACCGAUCCAAAGGAUUGGUGAAUCCCAGGCUGUGGAAUAGAGUUUACCAGUAGAUAUAUUGCCACAAAGAGCGAAAUCCUGGAAAGCUGGAUAGAAACACGAAAUCUGCGAAUGCGGGGGGCUCGAAAGGACGUGAAGCCAUGUUUUAAAGCACUAGCAGAGAUGCCUGGUUUUGUUCGGCCAAAACAGGUCAGCUUAGCUGCCUCAACGUAACUGUGCAUUUGAGGCUCCGUCCCAGAUGAGCAAUGGCUGGCCGUCGAAAGGAGGAUGGCCAAGCAAAGGCGGACAGAAUGCCGGUGCCCCCUUGGGCGCCUUUGGCAAGGGAGGACCCGGGUCCAAAGGUGACCCCUUCGGAUCCCAGGCCUCAGCCCCGAAUGCGUGGGGAUCCAGUUCGGCAUACGGCUCCGCAGCUGGAUCGACCCCAACUGGUGGAGGCGGAGGGAACCCUUUCGGUGGAGGCGGUGGCUUUGGAAGCCAGGCACCUCGGCCGUUUGGGAGCGCUCCAGGAGGAAACUCCAGCCCCUUCGACAGCGGCUUUGGAGGCAAGGGCAAAGGCUUCGGACCAGGAGGUGGCUCCAGUGGGCCCUCCUCAUGGGGAGCGCCGGCGCCUGGGCCACCGCCCGGUGGAGCCGGUGGAGCCGGUGGAGCCUGGGGUGGAUCGAGUGCACCCAGUGGAGCGAGCUGGGGAGGUCCAGCCGCUGGAGGCUUCGGGAAGGGAGGCGGAGUCGCCGGGAACCCCUUCGGCGGACAGGCGCCUCGACCGCCUGGAGGUCCUUUCGGCAGCGGCUUUGGAGGUUCCGGCAAGGGGUGGUGAAAGAAGCUCGGAAUCCUAGUGUUUUCGUGUUGGCUUGAAAACAAUCCCGCAAUAUUCGAUUUUAUAGGCCUUGUGUCGUUUAGAGCCAUUCAUUUCAAAUACAUUAUAUUUUUUUCUGUAGGAAUUGUCCUUCAAUAUGUUUGCCA
This is a messenger RNA of Durusdinium trenchii, 1544 nucleotides long. The record is from the annotation of a GenBank genome assembly. Lineage: Eukaryota; Dinophyceae; Suessiales; Symbiodiniaceae.